UCAGUUGUCCACUGCCAACCAAUUAAUCAUUGGAAAAAAACCCUCUCAUUGGAACAAAUAUAUGAAUUUUACAGUCAAACUCGUCAACUGCCACCAAUUAAUCAUUGGAAAAACCCUUUCAUUGGAACAAAUAUAUGAAUUUUGCAGUCAAACUCGUCAACUUCCAACCUAUUAUAUAAUCAUUGGAAAAAAGCCCUUUCAUUUGCAACUUCCCUCCUUCUGCAUUCAGAGAGAAGAAAGCCAGCCAUGGCUUCAACAUCUCCUCUUGUCGUGUAUUUUGAGAAGGUGGGGUUCGAAACCGAAGGAGUUAAUGGGUUUAUGAGCAAAGUUAUAGAUGUUAACGAGGCCAGGACUCAGUUGCUGUUCUCUGUUCCAAUGAUCCUCACCAACAUGUCGUAUUAUGCUGUUACCCUCGUCGCCGUUAUGUUUGCUGGUCAUCUGGGUGAUGUUGAGCUUGCUGGCGCUACUCUUGGCAAUUCUUGGGGGACUGUUACUGGGUUAAGUCUCAUGGCUGGCUUGAGUGGAGCUCUUGAGACUCUUUGUGGUCAAGGAUACGGAGCAAAACAAUACAGAAUGUUGGGGAUAAAUUUACAAUCAUCGAUUAUCCUGACUACAUUCGCUUCAAUUAUCGUAUCUAUAUUGUGGUACUUCUCAGAACCGGUAUUACUUUUGCUGCACCAAGAUCCUAAUCCUAGUGUAGCGAAAAUGGCUACCAUCUAUUUGAGAUUUCUGAUACCUGGACUAUUUGCCUACGCCUACCUACAGUGCCUAGUGAGAUUUCUCCAGACUCAGUCACUGGUGGUUCCUCUAGUUAUUUGCUCUCUACUCCCCCUUGUUUUCGAUGUGGGAUUAACAUAUUUAUUUGUUCAUACCUUGGGCCUCGGUUUCAUUGGAUCACCAUUGGCUAGCUCAAUAUCACUGUGGAUAUCAGUGUUUAUGUUGGCGAUAUAUGUCAAUUAUUCAGAGAAAUUUAGAUACACUUGGGAAGGAUUAUCCAUGGAAUCAUUCCACCAUGUGCUUCCUAGUUUGAAGCUGGCAAUAUCCUCCGCAUUAAUGAUGUGUUUGGAAUGUUGUGCUUUCGAGAUUCUAGUGUUGCUGGCUGGAUUGAUGCCGAACUCUGAGAACAGUACUUCACUUGUUGCUAUGUGUGUCCAGACGGAAGCCGUUGCGUACAUGAUCACAUAUGGAUUUAGUGCAGCAGUGAGCACUCGAGUGUCAAAUGAGAUGGGUGCUGGAAACAUCAAGAAGGCUAAGAACGCCAUAUCUGUCACGCUGAAGCUCUCUUUCUUUCUCGCUCUCACUUUUAUUCUUUCACUAGCAUUUGGCCAGAAGAUUUGGGCCAAAUCUUUCACCAAAAACGCCAUGAUCAUUAAAGAAUUUGCUUCGAUGAUUCCCUUGCUCUCGGUGUCUAUACUGUUGGACUCAGCACAAGGAGUUCUAUCAGGAGUGUCUAGAGGAUGUGGUUGGCAGCAUUUAGCAGCUUGGACCAAUUUAGCAUGUUUUUACUUAUUCGGCAUGCCAGUGGCUCUCCUCUUUGGAUUUAAGCUCGGGUUUUACGAUAAGGGAUUGUGGCUAGGUCUAAUCUGUGGGCUCUUUUGUCAAGCAACAACUCUCCUCGUGAUCACUAUCCGUUCAAAGUGGACUAAAUUGGAUUUGGUAGCUCAGGAUGAAAAAAUUCGGCUGCUUGUUUAGCUGGAACUAUAUAUUAUCAGAGAGUGGUAUAUAUCGUAAGGUAUUAUUGGCUUAGAUGAUAAACCAUAGGGAUUUUUGUAUGUAAACAGUUUCUAAGUGGAAGAUUUUUGGGAACAUUUUAUAUGAAGGGCAUGCUUCCCUUGUUUCUCAUAUGUUACUUUGAGAAAUGUUUGGGUACCUUCUUCUUUGUUGCAUUAGAAUGUUCAUCUCUCAAGUAGUAGUACCUGAUCUUAAUUGUAACAUGAUCACUCAAAAAGCUAUAGAGCUCCUAAGUGAAAAGGAGAUUUUGUACAAUUUAUAUAUACAAGUAUUCUGAAUUAGUAUGUUGUAUGUAGAAUACUCUUGUUCCGAUGGGAUACAGAUACGGAUAUUAUGAAUGCAAGUGAGUAUCUCAACUCGUGUCCAAAUAAUCAGAUUAUGUAUUGAUUGAACAAUUUCAAUAUUCGUUCAUUUUCACCUUAGAUUAGUGGAUGUGAGAUCCAUUUUUGUGAUCCACCA
Messenger RNA from Asparagus officinalis (garden asparagus), 2190 nucleotides. RefSeq names its product protein DETOXIFICATION 18-like. NCBI's taxonomy places the organism in Eukaryota, Viridiplantae, Streptophyta, Magnoliopsida, Asparagales, Asparagaceae. Gene Ontology annotation, cellular component: membrane. The record is from RefSeq and is a predicted model, not a curated record. The coding region runs from base 247 to 1692 and encodes 481 amino acids. Gene Ontology annotation, biological process: xenobiotic detoxification by transmembrane export across the plasma membrane. Gene Ontology annotation, molecular function: xenobiotic transmembrane transporter activity; antiporter activity. The transcript is spliced from 9 exons.